Messenger RNA from Cavenderia fasciculata, 108 nucleotides. RefSeq lists its product as uncharacterized. The coding region runs from base 1 to 108 and encodes 35 amino acids. Lineage: Eukaryota; Evosea; Eumycetozoa; Acytosteliales; Cavenderiaceae. The transcript has 2 exons. The record is from RefSeq and is a predicted model, not a curated record.
AUGAAUAACAAGAUUUUUCGAAAGGGUGAUGAUCAACAAGGACAGGCAAAUAGCAAACAGGGAGGGCGAGAGACAAGACAGCAUGAAAGAAAAUUAUCCGUUCCUUGA